AUGCGUUGCUUUUCUCUGUCCCGCUUGCCUGCUAUCUAUCUAUCUAUCUAUCUAUCUAUCUCUUUCUAUUACUCUGUGAUAUUGCAAUUCUUCUUUUCCUCUCUUUCUUUCUUUCUUUCUUUCUUUCUUUCUUUCUUCUAUCUUAUAUAUAUUGAAAUUGUUGCACUUGUUCUAUCUAUCUAUCUAUCUAUCUAUCUAUCUAUCUAUCUAUCUCAAAUUUCAUGUCUUUUGUUCAAUCAUCUAUCUAUCUAUCUAUCUAUCUAUCUAUCUAUCUAUUGUACACUUAUCUCUCUAUCAAUCUAUCUAUCAGUUGCAGUCUUUUCUAAUCUAUCUAUCUAUCUAUCUAUCUAUCUAUCUAUCUAUCUAUUGUACACUUAUCUAUCUAUCAAUCUACUUAUCUAUCUAUCAAUCUAUCUAUCUAUUGUAGACUUAUCUAUCUAUCAAUCUAUCUAUCAGUUGCAGUCUUUUCUAAUCUAUCUAUCUAUUGUACACUUAUCUAUCUAUCUAUCUAUCAAUCUAUCUAUCUGUUGCAUUGCAGUCUUUUCUAAUCUAUCUAUCUAUCUAUCUAUUGUAGACUUAUCUAUCUAUCAAUCUAUCUAUCAGUUGCAGUCUUUUCUAAUCUAUCUAUCUAUCUAUCUAUCUAUCUAUCUAUCAGUUGCAGUCUUUUCUAAUCUAUCUAUCUAUCUAUCUAUCUAUCUAUCUAUCUAUUGUAGACUUAUCUAUCUAUCAAUCUAUCUAUCUGCUGCAGUCUUUUCUAAUCUAUCUAUCUAUCUAUUGUACACUUAUCUAUCUAUCAAUCUACUUAUCUAUCUAUCAAUCUAUCUAUCUAUUGCAGUCUUUUCUAAUCUAUCUAUUUAUUGUACACUUAUCUAUCUAUCUAUCUAUCAAUCUAUCUAUCUGUUGCAGUCUUUUCUAAUCUAUCUAUCUAUCUAUCUAUCUAUCUAUUGUACACUUAUCUAUCUAUCAAUCUAUCUAUCUAUUGCAGUCUUUUCUUAUCUAUCUAUCUAUCUAUCUAUCUAUUGUAGACUUAUCUAUCUAUCUAUUAAUCUAUCUAUCUAUUGCAGACUUUUCUUAUCUAUCUAUGCUUUUAUAUAUAUUUUACCGGGAAUGAUCUAUCUAUCUAUCUAUCUAUCUAUCUAUCUAUCUAUCUAUCUAUCUAUCUAA
Acanthosepion pharaonis is the source of this 1164-nucleotide messenger RNA. Lineage: Eukaryota; Metazoa; Mollusca; Cephalopoda; Sepiida; Sepiidae. The record is from the annotation of a GenBank genome assembly.